AGCUGGUUUGUUUACAUCGGUGGUGACCGGUGUAAAAUCGAGAUAAGCACUAAAAAUAAUAAAAACCUCAAGUAUUACUCAACAAAGAAACAAAUAUCGAGAUAUUUUCGUUUCUACAAAUGCCCCGUAAAUACUGCAAUGGAAAUAAGUAGAAAUAUCCUUGCUGGAAUUUCCAUUGCUGCUGAUAACUCAGUACUUUCUGAUAAUUUGUUUGACUUCAUUUUGAAUGAUGUAUUUGAAGUAGCUUGCGGGAAAUCUCCACUAAAAGAAAGUGAAAAGCAAAUUGUAGAUCCUGAUCACAAAACUACUCACAGUGCAUUAUUAAGUUUUGUCUUAGAAGCAGCCAAGAAUGAUGCAAAUGGACCAUCCAUUAGUGCUACUCUUGAAGAAUGUGGUAUGGACACAAGUCGUAUCUCUGCUUUGUUAUCUAAAUAUCAAGAAAAGAAGGAUAUGAUUCAACUUCAACUGAGUUUAGUCGGGAGGAGUCAUGAUCGUAUUAUUGAUGUAAAAUGGCGACAAGAUUAUGUAAUUAAGUCUAACAAUUGUGAAAAGAUAUGUGAACUGAACUACCUUAUCACACUGAAAACAUGGAAUUCUUGUACAAAUACUGAGAAAGAUAUAACUUUUUCUUGCUCAAUGGAACAACUUCAGGAUUUGGUGCUGAAGCUGAAAGAUGUGUCAAAGUGCAUUGACCGUAAUGCUGCCUGAAUAUUUUCAUUUGUAUGUUUUGUAAAUGUAUUGAAAUCAUUAAAUUGUUAUUUUUUAUGUAAUGUUGUUAAUUAGAAAAAAUAAAAAAUGUCAGA
Molecule: messenger RNA, 803 nt
Organism: Uloborus diversus
Lineage: Eukaryota; Metazoa; Arthropoda; Arachnida; Araneae; Uloboridae
Product: COMM domain-containing protein 3-like
Exons: 8
Coding region: 139-708 (189 amino acids)
Biological process (GO): sodium ion transport
Source: RefSeq, a predicted model, not a curated record